AUUUUUGGCCUCGAGGUGUCGCCGUAACAAAUUUCCCGCCACUCUUUGAUCGUGCUGCGCGCUCUCGUUGACUGUUUACAUCGUCAAUGGCGGAAGUCGCUUCAUUCUGCGAGCUGGCUGAUUGAAGACGGGGCUCCUGUGGAUCCUGGCCAUGGAUGAAGAGUUGACGCCUUUGGACUGCCUGCUGCCCUCAGGCAAGCAAAAGAUCUGUCUGAUCAUUCUGAACCAGCCCUUGGAUAAGGACUACCUACACAUCCUCUGGAGUAAAGCUCUUGUGAAGGCAUGUGCUGAUGGAGCUGCUAAUCACCUUCAUAACAUCACUGCUGGAGUCAGAGACAGCUUUCUCCCCGACUAUAUCAGCGGGGAUUUUGAUUCCAUUACUGCCGAGGUCAAAGCUUUCUAUUCAGGCAAGGGGUGCAAGCUGAUAGAAACAGCCGACCAGGAUCUAACAGACUUCACCAAGUGUCUUGCAAUCAUGGUGGAGGAAAUUCAGAGACGGCAGUUACAGGUGGAUGCUAUAGUGACACUGGGCGGUCUGGCAGGCAGGCUUGACCAGACCAUGGCAUGUAUUGAGACACUUCACCAUGCUAUGUCCAUGACACAACUCCCCCUAUUGAUCAUACAGGGGACUAGUCUGGCAUACCUACUCAGACCUGGCAGCCACAGACUCAGGGUGAAAACAGGCUUGGAGGGGGACUGGUGCAGCCUCAUUCCAGUAGGUGGACCCUGCCAAACUACCACCACUGGACUCAAAUGGAACCUGAAUGACCAGAUCCUGCAGUUUGGGAAGCUAGUAAGCACCUCCAACACCUAUGAACCAGUCCCCCCUGGAAAUCCCAGGAAGCCUGUAACUGUGACAACAGACCAGCCUCUUCUUUGGAGCAUGGGCAUACGCAAGAAUGGGGAAUGACAGAAGAAAUCCCUUUUUGAUCAGAACAUGUAACUCCUUUUCUAAAGUCAUCACUAGUGUUUUUUUAAUUCACACGGCAUGAAGGAAAUAAGGAAAAAGCUGAAAGCGCUAUUUCAGGUGGCCCAAAAGCAAAAGUUAUUUUUAGUUUUUCCUAGUGUGCAGAGUUGUAUUCAAAAUGAAUAUAUGCGGUUGAUAUUCAAGCCUUAUUCUAGACAAAUAUCUGGUUCACAAAAAUAUUUAGGUAUGGACUAACAUGACAGCACAUUGCAAAGAAUUUACUGUCACCACAUGUGAAUGUGUUAAGGUAUCUGCUGUAUAUCAUCAUGUAAAUAUCAUCUUCUACAGUAUGUGCCUUUGACAUAUUUCCCAUAUUAACAUCUCACAUACUAUAUAAAGUAUUUGUGCCUUUUGAGAGUUUAAUGCUGUACUUCUGAAAUCAUGAGUGUUGUCGUGAUAGGAAGGCUAUGUGAAUAGACAGGACAAAUCAGUCUCCGGCUUUCCAUUGGUUUUAUUUACACAUUGAAAUACAAAUGCACAGAAUGUAAAAAUGCCAUCCCUUCAGUCCCCAAUCACACCAUCCCAAAAACGCUUUGCACCAUGUCUCCUGAGCCCAGGUAUUGAAGUUUGUUUUUGCUUGAUGAGGAUUUAACCGCCCCUAGA
Molecule: messenger RNA, 1570 nt
Organism: Larimichthys crocea (large yellow croaker)
Lineage: Eukaryota; Metazoa; Chordata; Actinopteri; Sciaenidae
Gene: tpk1
Product: thiamin pyrophosphokinase 1
Exons: 9
Coding region: 152-910 (252 amino acids)
Biological process (GO): thiamine diphosphate biosynthetic process; thiamine metabolic process
Molecular function (GO): ATP binding; thiamine diphosphokinase activity; thiamine binding
Source: RefSeq, a predicted model, not a curated record